Acanthochromis polyacanthus (spiny chromis) is the source of this 2849-nucleotide messenger RNA. RefSeq names its product sodium/calcium exchanger 1-like. Gene Ontology annotation, molecular function: calcium:sodium antiporter activity. The transcript has 9 exons. Gene Ontology annotation, biological process: calcium ion import across plasma membrane; sodium ion transmembrane transport; cell communication. The coding region runs from base 16 to 2667 and encodes 883 amino acids. NCBI's taxonomy places the organism in Eukaryota, Metazoa, Chordata, Actinopteri, Pomacentridae. Gene Ontology annotation, cellular component: axon; sarcolemma; postsynapse. The record is from RefSeq and is a predicted model, not a curated record.
GUGGGGCUGGUGUACAUGUUCCUGGGCGUGUCCAUCAUCGCUGACCGCUUCAUGGCGUCCAUUGAGGUCAUCACGUCGCAGGAGAGGCGGAUCACCAUCAAGAAGCCGAACGGGGAGAAGGUCACCACGACGGUGCGCAUUUGGAAUGAGACGGUGUCCAACCUGACCCUGAUGGCGCUGGGUUCGUCCGCCCCGGAAAUCCUCCUGUCAGUCGUGGAAGUCUGUGGUCACAACUUCAACGCCGGUGAGCUCGGUCCCAACACCAUCGUAGGAAGUGCCGCCUUCAACAUGUUCGUCAUCAUUGGCCUCUGCGUGUCCGUCAUCCCUGAAGGAGAGACCCGGAAGGUGAAGCACCUGCGGGUGUUCUUCGUCACCGCCACCUGGAGCGUCUUCGCCUACAUCUGGCUCUACCUGAUCCUCGCUGUCAUCUCUCCGGGGGUUGUUCAGAUAUGGGAGGGGCUUCUCACGCUCUUCUUCUUCCCGCUUUGCGUCGGAUUCGCUUACGUGGCCGACCGCAGGCUGCUCUUCUACAAGUAUAUGUACAAGCGAUACAGAGCGGGGAAGCAGAAGGGAAUGAUCAUCGAAACUGAGGGGGAGCCAGAGCUGCCCUCAAAGAUCGACAUCGAAAUGGACGGUAAAAUGCUCAACUCCCACGGCGAGGAAUUCCUGGAUGGGGAGGCAGGGUUUGAGGAGAAGGAGCUGGAUGAGGAGGAGUCCCGCAGAGAGGUGGCCCGGAUCUUGAAGGAGCUGAAGCAGAAGCAUCCGGAGAAGGAGAUGGAGCAGCUGAUGGAACUCACCAACUACCAGGUUUUAACACAGCAGCAGAAGAGUCGGGCUUUUUAUCGCUGCCAGGCCACCAGGAUCAUGACCGGAGCAGGAAACGUCCUGAAGAAACACGCCGCUGACCAGGCCAAGAGAGCCACUCAGUUCGACCUGAGCUCUGAGGUGUCGGCCAACGACUUCUCCUCCAAGGUGUUCUUCGACCCUGGGACCUACCAGUGUCUGGAGAACUGUGGCAGCAUGUUGCUGAACGUGGUGCGUCGUGGUGGAGACCUGACCAGCACUGUGGCCGUGGAUUACCGGACUCAAGAUGGCACCGCCAAUGCCGGCUCGGACUACCGGUUCACCGAAGGGACCGUGGUGUUCAAACCCGGCGAGACCGAGAAGGAGAUCUGCAUCGACAUCAUCGAUGAUGACAUCUUUGAGGAGGACGAGCAUUUCCUGGUUCACCUCAGCAACGUGAAGGUCGUGUCGGAGGACAAGCACGUGGACGCCCUGGCAGGUCUGGGUUUGCCGUGCACGGCCACUGUCACCAUCUUCGAUGACGACCACGCCGGCAUCUUCACGUUCGAGGAGCCGGUGGUAGCGGUGAGCGAGAGCGUUGGGGUGAUGGAGGUGAAGGUCGUGAGGACCUCUGGAGCUCGAGGUGUCGUGGUGGUGCCAUACAAGACCACGGAGGGGACGGCUAAAGGAGGCGGCGAGGACUUUGAGGACACACAUGGAGUCCUGGAGUUUGAGAACGAUGAGAUCUUGAAAACCAUUCGGAUCAAUAUAAUCGAUGACGAGGAGUACGAGAAAAACAAGAACUUCUUCCUAGAACUUGGGGAGCCCCAGCUGUUGGAGAUGACCCAGAGGAAAGCUGUGUUGCUUCAAGAAGCCGGUGGAUUCGUGAAGACAGGUAGGAGACCUUCUCUCAGCUCUGUUGCUCUGGAGCCAGGUAGAGACGUCUACAGGAAGGUUCAGGGACGAGAGCAUCCUGCCGCCUCCACCUUCAUCAGCAUCACAGAGGAUGGAGCUGAGGAGGUGCUGACCAAGAAGGAGGAGGAGGAGCGUCGGAUUGCCGAGAUGGGCCGACCGACGCUGGGAGAGCACGUCAAACUGGAGGUCAUCAUCGAGGAAUCCUAUGAGUUCAAGAGCACAGUGGAUAAGCUCAUCAAGAAGACCAACCUGGCUCUGCUGAUCGGGACCAACAGCUGGAGGGAGCAGUUUGUGGAGGCCAUCACCGUCAGCUCCGGUGACGAUGAUGACGAUGACGAAUGUGGUGAGGAGAAGGUGCCCUCCUUUUUUGACUACGUCAUGCACUUCCUCACCGUCUUCUGGAAGCUUCUGUUUGCCUUCGUUCCUCCCACCGACUACUGGAACGGCUGGGCCUGCUUCGUCGUUUCCAUCUCCGUCAUCGGGAUCCUGACGGCAGUGAUUGGAGACCUGGCGUCCCAUUUUGGUUGCACCGUUGGCCUCAAAGACUCCGUCACUGCGGUGGUGUUCGUCGCUUUGGGCACUUCAGUACCAGACACCUUUGCCAGUAAGGUGGCAGCCAUCCAGGACCAAUAUGCUGACGCCUCCAUUGGCAACGUCACAGGAAGUAACGCUGUCAACGUCUUCCUGGGUAUCGGUGUGGCCUGGUCCAUCGCCGCCAUCUACCACUACAUCAAGGGUGAAGAGUUCAAGGUGGACCCGGGCACACUGGCCUUCUCUGUCACACUCUUCACCAUCUUUGCCUUCAUCUGCAUCGCCGUCCUCAUCUACCGCCGCCGACCCGAGAUUGGCGGGGAGCUCGGAGGCCCCCGGGUGCCCAAGACCCUUACCACCUGCCUGUUCUUCAGCCUGUGGUUAAUGUAUAUCAUCUUCUCCUCGCUGGAGGCCUACUGUCACGUAGAGGGCUUCUAGUGUUCUGCUUCGGACUGCUCCAGAGGUUCUAAUGGGUUCUGAUUGGUAGUGGUGGAUUAGGUUCCUGCAUGUACUAACAGGUUCCUAUUAUGUGUUUUAGUCUAAAGGUUGUAACAGGGCCUGACACUUGGUGAUCCCCAAAGGUUCUGAUGACAGGUUUCUUAAUACGGCACAUACAUGUU